Molecule: messenger RNA, 1852 nt
Organism: Musa acuminata subsp. malaccensis (wild Malaysian banana)
Lineage: Eukaryota; Viridiplantae; Streptophyta; Magnoliopsida; Zingiberales; Musaceae
Product: histidine--tRNA ligase, chloroplastic/mitochondrial
Biological process (GO): histidyl-tRNA aminoacylation
Cellular component (GO): cytoplasm
Molecular function (GO): ATP binding; histidine-tRNA ligase activity
Source: RefSeq, a predicted model, not a curated record
AGAAAACCCGGAACGGUUGAAGCCUCGCCCUCACUCCCGACCCCUCCUCUCCGGGAGAGAGAACUCGAGAUUCCCCUCCCGAUGUCCGCCUUCCCCGUUCUCCAACACCACCUCCUCUUCCUCCGUCCCCGCCUCCAUCUUUCAUUCAUACCAUUCUCCCCUCGCCUGCGCCGCCGCCUUUUCUUCUCCGCCGCCUCCGUUCAAUGUUCCUCGUCCUUGCCCUCCUCCUCCUCCUCCACUGCAUCUCGAGACGACAUCGAUGAGGUUGCGGAGCCGCCAGGCGUCCCGCCGCCGCCUGGUUCCGGGAGGGAGACGCAACAGCUCAUUGAUGUUAACCCUCCAAGGGGAACGAGGGAUUUCCCUCCGGAGGACAUGAGGCUUCGGAACUGGCUCUUCCAACAGUUCAGGGAGGUGUCUCGGAUUCUAUCUUUCGAGGAGGUUGAUUUCCCGGUCCUCGAGUCUGAGGCUCUUUUCAUUAGGAAAGCUGGGGAGGAGAUCACCCAACAGCUGUACAAUUUUGAGGACAAAGGGGGUCGCCGUGUUGUCUUAAGGCCUGAAAUAACCCCUUCACUUGCACGACUUGUUAUAAAGCAGGGCAAAUCAGUCUCUCUUCCAUUAAAAUGGUUUACCAUAGGACAAUGUUGGCGAUAUGAACGGAUGACAAGAGGAAGACGUCGAGAACAUUACCAGUGGAAUAUGGAUAUAAUAGGUGUUUCUAGAGUUCGGGCUGAGGCUGAACUUGUUAAUGCUAUAGUUCUCUUAUUUGAGCGGCUUGGGAUAACUUCAUCAGAUGUGGGAAUCAGAGUCUCUAGCCGAAAGGUUCUCCAGGCAGUGUUGCAAAUGUAUGCUAUACCAGAACGUCUAUUUGCAGAAGUUUGUGUGAUUGUUGACAAGUUGGGAAAAAUUACUAAAGAAGAGGUUGAAAAAGAACUCAUGAGUGCUGGGGUAACUUCAGAAGCUGUCAAGGGGAUCGUUGAAGUUCUCUCUCUUACAUCAUUAGACAAACUUGAAGCGGUACUGGGUUCUGAUGUUGAAGCUAUUGCUGAUUUGAAAAAGUUUUUUUCACUUGCUGAGCAUUACGGUUAUUCUCAGUGGAUUACUUUUGAUGCAUCUGUAGUCCGUGGACUUGCCUAUUAUACAGGAAUAGUAUUCGAGGCCUUUGAUAGAGAAGGCAAACUACGGGCGAUUUGUGGUGGAGGAAGGUAUGACCAGCUGCUGUCCACAUUUGGAAGUGAUGACAUUCCCGCUUGUGGGUUUGGGUUCGGAGAUGCAGUUAUAGUGGAAUUGCUAAAGGAAAAAGGGCUUCUGCCUGAUCUGGGUCGCCAAGUAGAUGACAUUGUAUUUCCACUGGAUGAGGAGCUUGAAGGACAAGCCUCCAUGGUCGCCUCCGCCCUCAGAAGAAAAGGCCAUAGUGUUGACCUUGUAGAAGAUAAACGCCUUAAAUGGGUUUUUAAGCACGCCGAACGAGUCAAUGCAAGCAGGCUUAUCUUGGUUGGGAACUCUGAGUGGCAACGAGGUAUGGUUCGUGUCAAGGUCCUAUCGACCAGAGAAGAAUACGAAACUAAAAUCGAUGAACUUAACUGAGUGUUAUAGCUGAUUGGUUAUUUCUGGGCCUUCAUCCUUGUCGAUUAGUGAACCUUUCCUAUUUAUAGAAUUGCUGCCAAUAACAGGUGUGAGUUUUCUCUUAGUGGAUUGCUACAUUGAUUGUUACCCACUCCCAUCAUUUCUAGUCGAUUUGGUUGAGCCUCAUUUUUGUACAAGCGCAAUGUAUUAUGUUGAAAUACAAGUCUUAUGUACCUCAUACUGCACCUUCCAUCUUUUAAAUAUGUGCCUGUUAUUUGUUCUUUCUCCA